CCCUAUUAUAGGCUUUACGAGAAAAGCAAGCCGAGGACUCACAAAACAGCGCGAGAUGUCUUUUAAUAACAAAUGCUCGGUGAAGAUUUUGACUCGGUGCUUUGGUUUUGAUCUGGGUUGUUUUCAUUUCAAUUUCAGACACUGACGCGCGAUCUCGGAUUGUGCGCUUGUGUUUGCGCGCAUGCGCAGAGCACCGUCACCGCUAAUCCUCUUAGUGCGCCCAGCUGCGCGCGUCGCGCUAUCCAUCCGAAUGCAAGCCGAAAAGGACGACAGUUCAAAGAGUGACAUCAUGUGGUGACAAUGCCUGCACGAAGACGGUGACUGGGUGAACCUCGUGAUGUCAUGUGGACGCUGACAGAAGAUGAGAAGACUGGCGUAGCCAUCUUCAGGUUCCGGAGUGACCUGCCUCAUGCGUUGAAAUUGGAUCUCGGCGAGAGCGUUGGCAUCCUGGAGAAAUGCCAAGGGUGGUUCAGAGGAUUUUCCUGCAAGAGGACCAAUGUCAAAGGAAUUUUUCCGUGCAGCUACAUUCACGUGACGAAAUACGCCCUCAGCAGCGACGGGCUCAACGGUACGGCGACGCCUGUUGAAGACGCGCUUGUUGCCGAGGUGACGUCCACGCUUCGGGAAUGGGCGCCGCUGUGGAAGCAACUCUACGUGAAACGCAAGGUGGAAGUGUUCUUCCAAGUGGCUCACGUAAUGUCGGAAUUGAUGGAGCUGAGGAAGCAGCUGGUGACGGCGCGGCUGGUGGAGCGAGACAAACGAGACAUCAAACGCGACGUGGCCACCAGACUGGACUGGGGAAAUGAACAUUUGGGCUUGGACUUGGUGCCAAGAAAAGACUUUGAGACGGUGGAUGAAGAUAAGGUCAGCGUCUCUGACCUUUACAAGAUACAUCUCGGCAGCAGGAACGACGUUUGGCACGACUCGCAGAGGCACGACAGCGUCCAGCCGUGUAGAGCUCCAGUCGCGCACCACUUGCUGCUCAACAUGAAGACUUCCACCUGUAACAGCAUCGGAGAAGACAGCGACAUCUUCUUCUGGCUCUACGACUCGAGGGAGGCCAAAAGCAUCAGUGAAAAGUUCAUGGUCAGACUCAACAAAAACGGAGAACCCAAAAAGUCCCGUGAGGUGAACGGGCUGUGGGCUCUUUUCACUGACUUGAGCAACAAAGAUCUGAAGAGAGAUCUCUACAUUGUCUCACAGGUGAUCCGCUCAGGAAGAAUGCUGCUGAACGAGCACAGAAAAGGGCUCCGGCAUGUUCAAUACCGCCGCCCGUAUGGCUGCGCUGUUCUAGCCAUGAGCGACAUCCUGCAAACCAUCGCUGAGCUCAAAGAGGAAAAAGACUUUGUACUCAAAGUGUACAUGUGCAACAAUGAGAGCGAAUGGUACCAAAUCCACGAGAACAUCAUUCGCAAGUGCAGUAGCAAAUACUCUGCACCCGCAAACAACUCCGGCCUAGUCAUCUCAUUGCAGCUGUUGCAUGGCGACGUGGAGGCGCUGCGGCGUGAAAACAAAUGGCUGUCAAGGGCGAGCGUGACGCACAAGCUCGGCUUCCCCGACGUCAUGGUGCCAGGCGACGUGCGCAAUGACUUCUACUUGACGCUGGAGCGGGGCGACUUUGAGCGAGGAGGAAAAAGCGUCCAGAAGAACAUCGAAGUCACUGUCUCACUACUCUUGGCUGAUGGGGAACUCGUACAGGACUGCAUCGGCAAGGCUUGCGGAGAGCCCAACGUGACGCAGCAUCGCUCUGUGGUGCUCUACCACAACAACAACCCGCGAUGGAAUGAGGCAGUCAAGCUUGGCGUUCCCCUCGACAGAUUCCAAGGCGCUCACCUCCGCUUCGACUUCCGACAUUGCUCUACCAAGGACAAAGGAGAGAAGAAACUCUUUGCUUUUUCCUUCACGCCGUUGAUGAGGGAAGAUGGGUCCACGCUGUCCGAUCAGAGCCACCAACUCUACGUUUACAAGGUGGCCACUCGGGUUUUGUCUUUUGUUUGUUCCCAAUUAUCUCUUCUUUCACGCCCUCAGUGCGACGAGAGCAGCGACUUGCGUCAACCCGGCCUCUAUCUGGUCCUACCCUGUUGCCAAGACGGCUCCAGCCCGGGCCUUCCCGCCGCUUCGGCCUUUCAGCGUAGCGCCAGGGAAACUUUCUGGAUCUCCACCCAGCUCUUGUCCACCAAGCUCACCCAGAACGCCAACCUGCUGGCUCUGCUCAAGUGGAAAGCUCAUCCUGACCGAGUGGGCAACAUCCUGGGUCGUCUGCGGCACGUCAGCGGAGAGGAAAUUGUCAAGUUUCUUCAAGACAUCCUGGACACGCUAUUUGCCAUCCUGGAUGACGACGCCUACAAAUAUGGCCCCCUGGUCUUUCAGUCUCUGGUUUUCGUCAUCAAUUUACUGGGGGACAGCAAAUAUUUCCAUUUCCGAGCGGUCAUGGACACAUACAUUCGCAAACACUUUGCUGGCGCUUUGGCCUACAAGGAGCUGAUCCGGUGCCUUAGGUGGGCCAUGGAGAGCUUGCCUGAGGCGGUGUGGCAAGAUCACACACAGGACGUGAUGCGGGCGCUGGAGUAUCUGUUCAAGUUCAUCAUUCAGUCUCGGAGUCUUUACUCUGGCGCCACCUGCGGGAUGGAGGAGGAACAAUUUCGGAGCAGCUUCCAGGAACUCUUUGAGUCCAUUCGCUUUGUUCUCGGUCUGGACUGGCCCACCUGUGAGAGCCUCAUCAUGACUCAGGUGGCCGCAUUGCGCUCCUUUACAGCUAUCUUUGAUGAGCUGAUGCGCAUAUUUUCAGUGCAAGAAGUGGCGGAAUUUGUGCGCAGCACUUUGGCAAGUUUGCCAUCCGUGCUUGCCACUGUGGGACAUUCCAUGGAUGUCGUCAGGUUACAGUCCAUCGCUCGCACUGUGGACAGCAGCCUGUUUGCUUUACCAGAGUCUCGAAGGAUCCUACUCCCUUUGGUUCUUCAUCACAUUCAUCUCCACCUCAGGCAUCAGAAAGAGCUGCCAACGUGUUCUGGAAUCCUCACUUCUCUUUUCUCAAUCAUCAAGGCCAGCUCGUUGGAUGCAUCCGUACAGGAGGAGGUGGAGCUGAUGGUGGAGUCUUUGUUGGACGUUCUGCUGCAGACCUUGCUGUCAAUCACGAGCAGCGGCCAAUCGCAGGAGGCGGGGGAGUUUGUGUCCUGCCUUCUGUCCCUCCUCCGUCACAUGACUGACGUCCACUUCCAACACCUGAUGGAGAACUUUCAGAGCAAAGAGGUACUCAAGGAGUUCAUGAUGAAAAUUUGGUGCGUGCUCCGAAACUUGAUGAAGCUGAGUAUUUUCCCGCGGGAUUGGACUGUGAUGAGGCUACUCAGCAGCCACAUCAUCCUGCGCACGGUGCAACGUCUGGCACCCUUUCAGCUAGAAAACUUUGUCGGAGCCGACUUUGACUUCAAGGUGUGGAGCGCCUACUUCAGUCUGGCAGUUUUGUACAUCAACCAGCCCAGCUUGCAGCUGGAGAGCAUGAGUGCAGCUAAGAGGAAGAAGAUCUUUGACAAGUACGGGGACAUGAGGGUGACAAUGGCAUAUGAACUCUUCAGCAUGUGGCAGAACAUGAGUGAAAACAGGAGACACUUGAUUCCUGGGAUGAUCGGUCCCCUCCUGGGCGUCACUCUGGUGCCUCAGGCGGAGAUCCGCAAUAUCAUGGUCCCCAUCUUCCAUGACAUGAUGGACUGGGAGCAGCGCAAAGAGGGCAGCUUGAAACAGGUGGAGGCCGAGCUGAUUGACAAGCUGGAUGCUUUGGUUUCCGAAGGCAAAGGCGACGAUGACUACAGAGAACUCCUCAGUUUGCUAACUCUUCUGUUGGAGCCAUACCCCAGUCUGUUGGAGAAGAUUGAGCAGCAAACUUGGAGAGAGACCGGCACCUCAUUGGUUACGUCAGUCACUCGCCUGAUGGAACGUCUUUUGGACUACAGGGAUGGCAUGAGAGGAGAUGAGAAGAGCAAGAACACAGGGUGCACCGUCAAUCUCUUGACCUUCUACAAAUCGGAGCUCAACAAGGAGGAAAUGUAUAUCCGCUACAUCCACAAACUGUGUGACUUGCAUGUGGGGGCGGGCAACUACACUGAGGCAGCUUUCACGCUUUUGUUGUACUGGGAGUUGCUGCACUGGGACGAGCGGCCGACAAAAGAGCUUCUGCGUUAUCCCUCUCAGUCUGAGUGGCAGCGCAAGGAAGCGCUUUCCCGCAAGCUCAUCCACUAUUUUGCCAAGGGGAAGUGUUGGGAGUUUGGCAUCCCUCUGUGCAGGGAACUGGCUUUCCAGUAUGAAUCCUUGUACGACUAUCAGAGUCUCAGCUGGAUUCGGGUCAGUAUGACAAAGACCUUCCACACGCCGCCGGUCGCUUCCGUAAUGUCGCCGCACAAUUCCGAGAGAAUGGCUCGCGCUUUCAUCUCGUCUGCUGUGAUUUCUUUGGCUGAACAGAAAUUGGAGGCGGCCUACUUUGAUGACAUCAUGGAGCAACAACGUUUGGAACCCAAAUUCUUCAGGGUGGGAUUCUACGGCAGGAUGUUCCCCUUCUUCCUCAGGAACAAAGAGUUUGUGUGCCGCGGUUACGACUACGAACGCCUGGAGGCCUUUCAGCAGAGGAUGCUGGCAGAGUUCCCGCAAGCCAUCGCCAUGCGGCACCCCAACCAGCCCGAUGAAGCCAUUCUGCAGUCCAACGCUCAGUACCUUCAGAUUUACGCCGUCACACCAGUUCCCGAAGCUGCCGGCAUCCUCCGGUCGCACCGAGUCCCUGACCGAAUCAAGAGUUUUUACCGGGUUAACAAUGUUCACCGUUUCCGGCACGACCGACCAUUCCAUAAAGGACCCAAAGAUCCAGAUAAUGAGUUCAAGAGUCUUUGGAUCGAGCGGACAACUCUGGUCCUGGCUCACCCCUUGCCUGGAAUUUCACCCUGGUUUGAGGUGGAGGAGCAAGAGCUGGUGGAGGUGAGUCCGCUGGAAAACGCUGUCAGUGUGGUGGAGAACAAGAACCAGGAGCUGCGUGCGCUCAUCAGCCGCUAUCACCUCAUGCGGCCGCAUGGUGUCGACGAUGUCGCCGGUGACGAUGUCAACCUGCUCAGCAUGACGCUCAAUGGCGUGGUGGACGCUGCCGUCAACGGAGGCAUCGCUCGUUACCAGGAGGCUUUCUUCGACGAGGAUUACAUCGGCAGCCACCCUCAGGAUGGCGACAAAAUCUCGCAGCUGAAAGACUUGAUGCAGGAGCAGCUUGAGGUGCUGGGAACUGGCCUGGCCGUGCACGGCAGACUGGUGCAUCCCGAAAUGCGGCCGCUGCACAAGAAGCUGAUGGAUCGGUUCCAGGUGAUCAGGAGCAGCCUCUGCCGGGCGGCGUGCGCUGCAAGCCAAGCCAACGCUGCUGGAGGAAUUGCGGGUCCCGAGGGCUUCGUGGUGCACCGACACAGUGAGGCGGCAAAUGUUGGAAAUGUGCCCAUUCUGGCCGACGGCCAAGACCUCUACGGCAUUCAGAGAGUGUUCCUCCAUCAGCUGAUGAGUCCGGCUUGGAAACCCUGCAGCGACCCCUACCUGUCCUCCUCUGACAAAGUUGUGACCGCGGUGGCUAGCAGUUGGAGUUUGGACAGCGUGACCAGAAAAGUCAUCCCUGUUCUGUCUGCCCACGUUGGCGCCGCACCUCCCGUUCCCCCACGGAAUACGCCAGCGCACGUGUUUCCUUGACUUGCCCAUCAGUCCAACGUCCAUCCUGGAUGGCACGACCCUGUCAGGCAGUAGCAGGAGCAGCAGCAGCGCAGCACCACCCCCAGCACCAAAAGAAUGUGCCGCGGAAUGAAGCAACAUCAUCUCAGGGCGGCUGUCUUGCGACGAUGAUGUUUAUGGCUUAGACUUCCAUGUUUGUAUGAUUGCAGAGCUCUCCCUGUGUUUGGCUGCCUCCUCAAGUACACCCCUCCCUAAGGUUUUAAAAUUAGGGUGUAGAUCUCCACCUUAAAAAACAAGCGGGGGAGGGUUAAAUAAAGGAGAAUUCGGCCACUGGCUAGGUGAGGUUAGGGUUACUUUUUUUUUUGUUAAAAAAGGGCGGGUUCUUCCUUGAAAAAUAUAUAUUUUCUCAAUUUUAAAUGUGUCAACCACAUCUAGAGAUCCUCUCCAUAUAUCAAACAAUAACAAAACAUUAAUCAAAACUAAGAAAGAUAGAGGAGGAAGGAAUGUUUUGGGGGAUUUUCAUUUUAGGGCGUAGGUUUUAAUCAGGACAAAAUAAGGAGGAUGGGAGGGAGGAGGAAGAAUUACAAUUGGGAUUAGGUUGACGAUUUGGGUGGGGUGGGGUGGGGUAGGGUUGGGGUUAGGGCAGGGGUUGGGAUUAGGAUAAAGUUUGGGGUGAAACAUUAGGGUUAGGUUGUGAGUAUUUAAACCCACUUUGGAAAGAGCGGGGGGCGGCGCAAGGACCUCCCAUUCCUGGUACCCUCACUGUCCAAAACCCCUGACGGUGUCAUGGCCGCUUCCGUCCAUGGCGCACCACCACGUUUCCAUUUUUAAUUUAUUUUCUAUUUACAAUUUAUGUAUUUAUUUAUUUUUAUCAUGUUUUUAGUUUCUUUUCGCGUCUUCUUCAGGUAAAGCACACUGAAAACUAGAGCUGGCUGGCUGCAAUGAGAGAGCUGCUGUCAGUUUGAGAGCUGAAAGCAGAAUUAUUAGUUUCAGCAGUCUCCUCUUUUUGUACCCUCCCCUUUCUACGCUUUUUAUGUUUUUCAGUAUUUUCAGUUUUAUCCCCUAAAUGAUGAAUGAAACCAAAUGUUUGUUAUUUCAGGUUUACAUCAAUGAUUUGAAUUGAAUUGCAUGUUAUAUUUUAUCAUUUAAAUCACCCGCGACAUGUUGAAUUAAAUU
Messenger RNA from Syngnathus acus (greater pipefish), 6858 nucleotides. Its product is annotated as dedicator of cytokinesis protein 3-like. Gene Ontology annotation, biological process: small GTPase-mediated signal transduction. The record is from RefSeq and is a predicted model, not a curated record. Lineage: Eukaryota; Metazoa; Chordata; Actinopteri; Syngnathiformes; Syngnathidae. Gene Ontology annotation, cellular component: cytoplasm; plasma membrane. Gene Ontology annotation, molecular function: small GTPase binding; guanyl-nucleotide exchange factor activity. The transcript is spliced from 51 exons. The coding region runs from base 343 to 5703 and encodes 1786 amino acids.